Molecule: messenger RNA, 924 nt
Organism: Grus americana (Whooping crane)
Lineage: Eukaryota; Metazoa; Chordata; Aves; Gruiformes; Gruidae
Gene: EXOSC4
Product: exosome component 4
Exons: 3
Coding region: 33-860 (275 amino acids)
Biological process (GO): rRNA catabolic process; U4 snRNA 3'-end processing; nuclear mRNA surveillance
Cellular component (GO): nuclear exosome (RNase complex); nucleolus; cytoplasmic exosome (RNase complex)
Source: RefSeq, a predicted model, not a curated record
GGCCUCCGGCAGACCGACGGCCCGCGCGGGGCAUGCCGGGAGUUGUAGUUCUUUCCCUCCCCCCCCCCCCCCGCGCGGUGCAUGCCGGGAGCCGCAGUCCGCCGCGGGGCAGGCCGGGAAACAUGGCGGCGCCCGAGCUGCUGUCGGACGAGGGGUACCGGGCGGACGGGCGCCGGCCCGCCGAGCUCCGCAAGGUCCGUGCCCGCAUGGGCGUCUUCGCGCAGGCCGACGGCUCGGCCUACAUUGAGCAGGGCAACACCAAGGCGCUGGCCGUGGUCUACGGCCCCCACGAGAUGCGCGGCUCCCGCAGCAAGGCGCUGCCCGACCGGGCGCUGGUGAACUGCCAGUACAGCAUGGCCACCUUCAGCACCGGCGAGCGCCGGCGGCGGCCCCACGGCGACCGGCAAGCGGGCGAGCUGGCCCUGCACCUCAAGCAGACCUUCGAGGCCGCCAUCCUCACCCGCCUCUACCCCCGCUCCCAGAUCGACAUCUACGUCCAGAUCCUGCAAGCCGACGGCGGCAACUACUGCGCCUGCGUGAACGCGGCCACGCUGGCGGUGAUGGACGCCGGCAUCCCCAUGCGGGACUACGUCUGCGCCUGCUCGGCCGGCCUGGCCGAGGACACCCCCCUGGCCGACCUCAGCUCCCCCGAGGAGGCGGCGGGGGGGCCGCGGCUGGUGCUGGCGCUGCUGCCGGCGUCGGGACAGAUCGCCCUGCUGCAGCUCAGCGCCCGCCUGCACCAGGAGCGGCUGGAGGCGGCGUUGGAGGCGGCCGGGCAGGCGUGCCGCGCUCUCCACGCCGUGCUGGACCGCGUGGUGCGGGACCGGCUGCGGGAGGUCACCGCGCUGCUGGGCGACUGAGCGGCACCGGCGCGAGACCCCCGUCAAUAAAGGUGUGCCCCGUGAAGUGUGCCGUGCCGCGUGC